AGGCUUCUCCAUAGUUCAGACUGCAGCACCUACGCUGCACGGAUCUUGUGUCAUAGCUCUCUCCUUUGGAGGGAACAAAACGCACACGCAUUUGAGUUUGAGAUUUUAUGUCAUGAAGGAAAGUGGUGUCAUCUUCUUGCUAGGUCUACUUGAAGGCAUAUUGAAUGAGCUUGUGCGCUAAUUUGUUGUGUGGAUGAUGUAUCAUGUGAUUUGUUGAACUGCGUUUGAAAUUAAUACCUUAUACGGUUUUCGCAAGAGGAACACUCAGCCAGUUAUAACAAAAGAUGCAGGAAUCCACAAAGCCAAGACAUGAAUUUUGCGUGGGCCAACGAGUACAUGGAUCUGGUGAUUCCAAGAGAAUUGGUACAGUCAAGUAUGUGGGGCCUGUAGAAGGCUAUCUUGACUCAUGGGUUGGAGUUGACUGGGAUAAUGGAGAAGGAAAACAUGAUGGUUCCAUCAAUGGUGUCCGGUACUUUCAUGCAAAGUCUGAAAGAUCAGGGUCAUUUGUUCGUCCCCAGAAUCUGAACCAAGGGAUUUCAUUGCUGGAAGCUCUUGAAAGCAGAUAUAAAAGUGAGUCUACUAAAGAUGAAGAAGAUGAAAUGUAUGUCCUUUCAACAAGUGACCAUCGAGUAUCUGUUCAACUUUUGGGUAAAGAUAAAAUUCAUGCUAAGUUAAGUCGGUUUGAGGAGUUAACCAAUCCAUCAUUGUCAUAUAUGGGCAUUAGUUCCCCUGGAAUUCCAUCUCACAUUAGUACUACAGUGCCAAAUAUAAAAGAACUUGAUCUGACUGGGAACUUGCUUUCAGAGUGGAAGGAUGUUGGCACAAUUUGUGAACAGUUACCUGCUCUGAGGACUCUAAACUUAUCUAACAACUUAAUGUCACCAUAUAAAUCUGAGCUUCCAUUACUGAAAAGCAUCCAUGUUCUGGUUCUGAAUAAUACUGGUGUAGAUUGGGACCAGGUUGAACUUCUUAAACAAUCCUUAACAGCAAUUGAAGAGCUACAUGUAAUGGGAAACAAUAUAAGCAGAAUACUGCCCGGGUCAUCUUCCAUGGUUCAGGGAUUUGAUUUUUUGCAGCUGUUGAAUUUGGAAGAUAAUUGUAUAGCUGAUUGGAAUGAAAUCAUGAAGCUUUCUCAGCUAAAAUGUUUGGAGCAGCUUUAUUUAAAUAAGAAUUGUUUGAAUUCUCUCUUUUAUCCUGAAAAUGCUGGGCAGCAUGAAUCAGAAGUUAUGUGCUAUAAACCCUUUCAAAAUUUGCGCUGCCUUCUAUUGGGUAAUAACAACAUUGGUGAUCUUGCCUCUGUUGACUCAUUAAACUUCUUUCCUAACUUGGUGGAUAUCAGGCUUUCUGCAAACCCAAUAACUGAUUCUAGAGGAGGUGGAGUUCCAAGAUUUGUUUUGAUUGCUCGUUUGGCAAAAAUUCUGACAUUAAAUGGAAGUGAGGUUACUCCUCGUGAAAGGAAGGAUUCUGAGAUUAGAUAUGUUCGGCUUGUGAUCUCAAGGUUGCAUGCUAGUCCUGAAGAAAUCAAACAGCAUCCGAGGUUUUACGAGCUUAAGAAUAUUUAUGGAAUUGAGGAUGAAAGACCUUCAAUUGGAGCUACUGGCCCACAAACAAUCAGCUCAGGAUUAUUGUCUAUUACUCUGAAUUGUGUUGGAGCAUCCAUGGGUGAGAAGCCACCUUUAACAAAGAAGCUGCCAGCAACAACUACAGUGGGCAAGCUGAAAUUUCUCUGUGAAAGCUUUUUUAAGCUGAAGUCCAUGAAGCUACAAUUAUUUCUUCAAGAAGAGGGUUCUCCAUUGCCCCUGCUGCUUGACAAUGACACCUCAUCUCUUAUGGACCUUGGAAUUGGCAAUGAUUCAAUUAUCCUGGUAGACGAAGAAAGUUCAUAAAAAUGUCAGAAAUUUUGUAUAGAGCUUCUCUCGUGCUGAAGACUUCAUCCUGUUCUGACUAGCUGCAAUUACACUUGGGAAAUGACUUUAAAAUGAAUAUACUUGUAUGUGUUACACCUGUUGAGUUGGUCACAAGGUCUUGUUCGGCUUCAGUGGAAGUUCAUUUUAGGGGUUUUGAUGCAUUGCUUAAUUGGAUGGUCUGAUCUCUUGUUCUUUUUAUGCAAUUGCAAACACAUUUGGCUCUUGUGCUCGAGUCGUAUUAUUUGGAAAAUGACCAUAAAAUUGGUGACAUAUAUCCGAUCAAUAGAACAUUCCUAUUUAACCAAAGGGGUUACAUUUUAUCCACGUCUAUAUAGAGU
Molecule: messenger RNA, 2245 nt
Organism: Abrus precatorius (Indian licorice)
Lineage: Eukaryota; Viridiplantae; Streptophyta; Magnoliopsida; Fabales; Fabaceae
Product: tubulin-folding cofactor E
Exons: 16
Coding region: 285-1886 (533 amino acids)
Biological process (GO): protein folding
Molecular function (GO): alpha-tubulin binding
Source: RefSeq, a predicted model, not a curated record